CCUCAGGUCCAGUGUUCUCCGUCGCACUGAUGUGACUGUCUCGCUGCAGGGCCUGCGCUCGGCCGGGUGGAGGGGGACCUGGGUGGCCGGACUGGCGGGAGAGCGUUACCCUUCCUGGGGCUUAACCCUGGCCGCCCGAGGGGGAAGCAGCCGCGAGUACGCGGGCGGCAUGGCGGGCGCUCGGGACGAGCGCGGGCCAGGCCCCGAGGCGGGACAGCAGCUGCCGCAGCCACAAGUCGCGUGCCAGGUCUUCCCCGAGCGGCUGGCUCAGGGGAGGUCCCAGCAAGGCUUCCUCUCCAGCUUAUUCACCGACAACCGGAAGUGCCAGCGCAUGCUCCUGGAGACCCUGGAGACCAAUCCGUAUGUCAAACUUUUACUUGAUGCCAUGAAGCACUCGGGUUGCGCUGUUAACAAACAAAGACACUUUUCUUGUGAAAACUGUGAUGGAAAUGUCAGCGGAGGUUUUGAUGCUUCAACAUCUCAGAUUGUUUUGUGCCAGAAUAACAUCCGCAGCCAGGCGCACAUGAACAGAGUGGCCACCCACGAGCUCAUUCACGCCUUCGAUCACUGUCGUGCUCAUGUCAGCUGGUUCACCAAUGUCAGGCAUUUGGCCUGCUCAGAGGUUCGAGCUGCCAACCUCAGUGGAGACUGCUCACUUGUAAAUGAAAUAUUCAGGUUGCAUUUUGGAUUAAAACAACACCAUCAGACUUGUGUGCGAGACAGAGCCAUUCUUUCUAUCCUGGCUGUUAGGAAUAUCAGCAAAGAAGUAGCUCAGAAGGCUGUUGAUGAAGUUUUUGAAUCUUGUUUCAAUGACCAUGAACCUUUUGGAAGGAUCCCACAUAAUAAGACUUAUGCAAGAUACGCUCAUAGAGACUUUCAAAAUCGUGAUCGGUAUUACUCAAAUAUAUAAGACAAUGAUAUUUUAUAUUAUAGAGCUUCACUUAUCAUGAAGGGAAUAUGGUUCUUAAGUGGACAAAUGUAUAAAAUAUAAAUGACCAAUUAAAUACAGAUGAAACACAGAAGAUGCUGAAUCUGGCAUAUGAUCAGGAAAAGUGUAAAAAAAGAAACUGCCUUAAACUCCAAGGCAAAAUUUGUAACUUUAUAGGUAACUUUGGUAAAUAAGGGAAAUAAACUACAUUUUUGUAUUUUC
This is a messenger RNA of Manis javanica (Malayan pangolin), 1150 nucleotides long. It is a transcript of the gene ATP23, whose product is annotated as ATP23 metallopeptidase and ATP synthase assembly factor homolog. The record is from RefSeq and is a predicted model, not a curated record. Lineage: Eukaryota; Metazoa; Chordata; Mammalia; Pholidota; Manidae. Gene Ontology annotation, biological process: mitochondrial proton-transporting ATP synthase complex assembly; mitochondrial protein processing. Gene Ontology annotation, molecular function: metalloendopeptidase activity.